Messenger RNA from Penicillium taxi, 894 nucleotides. RefSeq lists its product as uncharacterized. The transcript has a single exon. The record is from RefSeq and is a predicted model, not a curated record. Bases 1 to 894 code for a protein of 297 amino acids. NCBI's taxonomy places the organism in Eukaryota, Fungi, Ascomycota, Eurotiomycetes, Eurotiales, Aspergillaceae.
AUGUCCUUUUAUCCGGCACAGGCCUAUUCCCGUCAGAUGAUGGGACAGCUACCGACAAGGACAAAUACCUUGGGGCGCGUUUGGGGUGAUACCAUGACUUCUUCAGCCACACAUUCGAUUGAAUACAACGCAGGAUAUAACCACGACUCUUACCAGGCCUUUGGCUCAGGCUCUCAGCCAUCACAGCCUGAAUGGCGAACUGGACAGAACACAGGUCUACCACAUGCCCCGCCUCAGACGAGUGUGGAAAAUUUUGGUUCGUCAAAUCAGCCUCAUGCAUUUUAUGGUUCCUACGGUGCCCCGCAAAAAACCGAACAUUCUCCGGGUUAUUUUGCUUCGCAAUCAUCGCAACCAUCGAAUGUUUCGCUUCCUGGGCCUAACUUCAGCACCAACCAUCAGGGAUUGCCGACAACACGCGACUCUUCCUCAGCUCAUUCGCAUACCGAUAUUGACCAGAUGCAGUCCUCUCCAUGCCACUCCAUGACACAAUCACGCCCCUAUCAAAUCACUACAUUUCAGCAGCAGGGAUCUCAUCUCCAAGGAUCUCUUGGACAGCCCCCUCCGCAUGGAUAUCUACCGCAUUCAUCCAAUUCGAUGCAUUACCAUAAUGAGAAUAUAGCACACACCCAGCAUGGAUCAAAUUCAUCAGUGCACCAUAAUGGUCCGGGAGCCCAGCUUGACUCUCCUUGCUACCAAGAUUCUGGUUACAAUUCCAGGGCUCAUCAUUACUUGCCAUAUCAGCCACAUGGCACUCAACCUGGUGAAGCUACAGCACAGAAUGCAGCUCGGCAACCUGAUUACAACGAUUCUCGUGUCCAGAGACAAUGGGGAAGCGCAGAUCCCAGGCUAUCACGAACCUCAGCUCCUGAUUCUCGAUUCACCAAUGGGUUGUAG